Loxodonta africana (African savanna elephant) is the source of this 1789-nucleotide messenger RNA. RefSeq names its product DNA polymerase epsilon 2, accessory subunit (gene POLE2). NCBI's taxonomy places the organism in Eukaryota, Metazoa, Chordata, Mammalia, Proboscidea, Elephantidae. The record is from RefSeq and is a predicted model, not a curated record. The transcript has 19 exons. Gene Ontology annotation, molecular function: DNA binding. Gene Ontology annotation, biological process: DNA-templated DNA replication; error-prone translesion synthesis. Bases 216 to 1619 code for a protein of 467 amino acids. Gene Ontology annotation, cellular component: epsilon DNA polymerase complex.
GGUUUACCGCAGCCCCUUCCCCCCGAGCGGCCUCGCCUCUGGUCCCGACUCUACGCACGAACGGAACGCGUCGAGGGUCGAGAUUGGUGGGAAGGCGGAAACGUGAAGCCAUUAAGUAUCUCACGGACACUCUUCAAUCUAUCAGUGAAUUAGAGCUUGAAGAUGCACUGGAAAAGAUCAUCGAUGCUGUGGAAAAGCAACCUUUGUCAUCCAACAUGAUCGAACGAUCUGUAGUGGAAGCAGCAGUCCAGGAAUGCAGUCAGGCAGUAGAUGAAACUAUAGAUCAUAUUUUCAAUAUCAUAGGAGCAUUUGAUACUCCACGUUUUGUGUACAACUCAGAAAGAAAAAAAUUUCUUCCUCUGUUAAUGACCAGUCACCCUGCACCAAAUUUAUUUGGAACAGCAAGAGAUAAAGCAGAGCUGUUUCGUGAACGAUAUACCAUUUUACACCAAAGAACCCAUAGACAUGAAUUGUUUACUCCUCCAGUGAUAGGCUGUCACCCUAAUGAGAGUGGCAGCAAAUUCCAGCUUAAAACAAUAGAAACCUUACUGGGUAGUACAACCAAAAUUGGAGAUGUGAUUGUUCUUGGGAUGAUAACCCAGUUAAAAGAGGGAAAAUUUUUUCUGGAAGAUCCUACUGGAACAGUACAACUGGAUCUUAGUAAAGCUCAGUUCCAUAAUGGUUUAUAUACAGAGGCAUGCUUUGUCUUAGCAGAAGGUUGGUUUGAAGAUCAAGUGUUUCAUGUCAAUGCAUUUGGAUUUCCACCCACUGAACCCUCUAGUACUACUAGGGCCUACUAUGGAAAUAUAAAUUUUUUUGGAGGACCUUCUAAUACUUCUGUGAAGACGUCUGCAAAACUAAAACAACUAGAAGAUGAGAACAAAGAUGCCAUGUUUGUGUUUAUAUCUGACGUUUGGCUGGACCAAGUAGAAGUAUUGGAAAAACUUCACACCAUGUUUUCUGGUUAUUCACCAGCACCUCCAACCUGCUUUAUCCUGUGUGGUAAUUUUUCAUCUGCACCAUAUGGAAAAAAUCAAGUUCAAUCUUUGAAAGAUUCUCUAAAAUCUUUGGCAGACAUAAUAUGUGAAUACCCAAAUAUUCACCAAAGUAGUCGUUUUGUGUUUGUGCCUGGUCCAGAGGAUCCUGGAUUUGGCUCCAUCUUACCAAGGCCACCACUUGCUGAGAGCAUCACGAAUGAAUUCAGACAAAGAGUACCAUUUUCAGUUUUUACUACUAACCCUUGCAGAAUUCAGUAUUGUACACAGGAAAUUAUCGUCUUUCGUGAAGACUUAGUGAAUAAAAUGUGCAGAAAUUGUGUCCGUUUCCCUAGUAGCAAUUUGGAUAUUCCUAAUCAUUUUAUAAAGACUAUCUUAUCCCAAGGACAUCUGACUCCUCUACCCCUUUACGUCUGCCCAGUGUACUGGGCAUAUGACUAUACUUUGAGAGUGUAUCCUGUGCCUGAUCUACUUGUCAUUGCAGACAAAUAUGAUCCUUUCACUAUGACUAAUACCGAAUGCCUCUGCAUAAACCCUGGUUCUUUUCCAAGAAGUGGAUUUUCAUUCAAAGUUUUUUAUCCUUCCACUAAGACGGUAGAAGAUAGCAAACUUCAAGGCUUUUGAGAUUCUUAAAGACCGUAUGAGGAAACCAAAUUCAUCAGUUUCCUGUUUAAUUUUAUAUUUUAUGUAAUUUUGAUAUUAAGUUAUAAUAAAAUUAUGGUACUUUACAAAGUUCUAUCAAUUUAUAUUAGACAAAUUUUUUAUAUUAAAUCACAAUAAACAUGACGGUAUAC